Molecule: messenger RNA, 1353 nt
Organism: Ruditapes philippinarum (Manila clam)
Lineage: Eukaryota; Metazoa; Mollusca; Bivalvia; Venerida; Veneridae
Product: neuronal acetylcholine receptor subunit alpha-6-like
Exons: 1
Coding region: 1-1353 (450 amino acids)
Biological process (GO): regulation of membrane potential; monoatomic ion transmembrane transport; signal transduction
Cellular component (GO): membrane; synapse; neuron projection
Molecular function (GO): neurotransmitter receptor activity; extracellular ligand-gated monoatomic ion channel activity; transmembrane signaling receptor activity
Source: RefSeq, a predicted model, not a curated record
AUGAAUGAAAUGUCAGUUACUAAUUCGUCUACUGCAAAAUAUGUGGAAUCGUCAACAUUCAGCAUAGCGAACUCGUCAAGUACAACACCUUCAAAAUCAAAUGGAAAUUAUUUGCCAACGACAUCAACAUUAAAUAAAGUUACUUGUGAUGAAGCAUCCUUGCAAAGACAUUUAUUCAAGGAUUAUAACAUCAACGUGAGGCCAGUAACUAAUUUCUAUAGUCAAGUUAAUGUCACGUUGGGACUUACAUUACGUAAAAUUCAGCAUGUUGAUGAAAUUAACCAAGCAUUUACGACAAUUGUAAAUCUACUUCUUUACUGGACGGAUCAAAUUCUUACUUGGGAUAAAGCACACUGUCAUGGAAUAUCGAGCAUUGAAUUUCCAUUUCACGAUAACAUUUGGAUACCUGAUUUAAUGAUAUACAACGCUUUAAAGGAACCGGGUAAACUUGGCAUAAAAGACGCCUUUGUUAGAUUAUAUGACAAUGGACAAAUUUUUGUGUGGACACAAAUUAGCGUUGAAACUGCAUGUGAAAUUAAGACAAAGAAAUAUCCUUUCGAUGUACAAAUAUGUGAUAUAGCCUUUGGAAAAUUCAUCAGUCCUGACGAUAAGGUAUAUAUACAACCAUUGUCAGAGAACAUUGAUUUAUCAGAAUAUGUUAACAUCGCUGAAUGGGAGAUAAUACACAAUCAAGCAACCAUAAAAUUAAUUCCAUUUAACAUAUCUUCUGAUAUUCUUGCAGGCGAGUCAGCAAUCGACACCCUUAACUAUACGGCGAUAAUAUAUACUGUACAAAUCCGACGGUCCUGUCACUUGUGUCUCCAUAAUGCGAUCAUCCCAGUUCUGAUUCUGGCAAUAUUGAACCUGCUGACCUUUUUCGUUCCUUGCGAAAGUGGCGAGAAAACCAGUUACCCAAUUUCUAUUUUUCUAACCUUGGCAGUUUUCCUGACAAUUAUUACACAAUCUUUGCCAGAAUCGGUUGAUGGCGUGUCAUACCUUAGUUCCUAUGUAACAUUUCAACUCUCAUGUAGUGCGAUAACUCUUUGUUGUGCAAUUAUUUCGUUGCAUCUCCAUUACAGAAAAAGAAAUGUAAUGAUGCCCAAAUGGAUUCAUCUGUUAAUGUGUAAAUUCAAUUGUCGCAGAAAUUUGUUUGCAAAGGAAGACAAAACGACGGCAGCAGAAACAUGGAAUUUAGAACAUGACCAGCAAGAACAAGAAGACAAAAUAUUAGAAUCUCAAAACGAAGAAUAUGAUUUAGAUGUAUCGUUUAUAUUUGACAAGACAAUGUUUACAUUACUAACAAUUUGUGAAAUAGUUGCCACGAUAUUUUUUAUCUAUAUCAUAUUUAACUGA